AUGCUAUUCAGUCGUGUUGGACUGUUGUCCUUCAGAAGAGGUUUGCAUCUUACGGCAGUCCAGCUAUCUCAGGAGGCCGCUGCGACUUCAAGCAAGCUAAGCAAAGAUCAGCUGAAAAAACGGGAAUUGCGCAGGCUUGCGCAGCGGAAAGCAGCGGCCAGGCGGCCUGCAAGUGCGUCUCCUCUCUAUAUGCCUGUACAGCAAGCUCUGCGGUUUUUGCGGGCAGCAGAGGUCGGGCAACCCGCCACGCAGCAGACCAUUAGUGUGAACACGAUGGUGAUUGGCGACAAAGGUGCGGCACUCUUAUCCGGCACGGUGACUCUGCCCAGCCCGAUGAGAGAGACCAAGGUUGCCGUAUUCACGAACGAUCCCGAGCAGGCGGAGACUGCCCGCACCAAGUACGGCUGCUACCUGGUGGGUGGUGCGGAGCUCGUGGAGCAGUUGAAGAGCGGAGAGGUCAAGGUGGACUUCGACAAGGCGUUUGCCACUCCGGACAUUGCCCCGCUCAUGGCGGCGAAACUGGGCCGGGUUCUGGGGCCCAAGGGCCUCCUGCCCUCGGCCAAGAAGGGGACGGUGGCCGGCGAUCUUUCGGAACUACUUGGCGACGACAUAAACUCCACGCCGUUCAAGCAGCGCAACAACUGCAUCAGCCUUGCCAUUGGUAAAUGCCACUUUUCUGACAGACAGAUUAUGGAAAAUCUACUCGCCGUGCAGGCUGCGUUCCGGGCAGCGAUGACCUCGCAGAAAACCAAAAAGACAAGUUUGUUUGGAACUACCACCCUGACCUCUACGCACGGGCCGGGAAUAGUCAUCGACUUUCUCAAGUGA
This is a messenger RNA of Eremothecium gossypii ATCC 10895, 828 nucleotides long. It is a transcript of the gene MRPL1, whose product is annotated as mitochondrial 54S ribosomal protein uL1m. NCBI's taxonomy places the organism in Eukaryota, Fungi, Ascomycota, Saccharomycetes, Saccharomycetales, Saccharomycetaceae. Gene Ontology annotation, molecular function: structural constituent of ribosome; RNA binding. Gene Ontology annotation, cellular component: large ribosomal subunit. The record is from RefSeq and is marked provisional. The transcript has a single exon. Bases 1 to 828 code for a protein of 275 amino acids. Gene Ontology annotation, biological process: translation.